Messenger RNA from Agrilus planipennis (emerald ash borer), 1304 nucleotides. RefSeq names its product farnesol dehydrogenase-like. Gene Ontology annotation, molecular function: oxidoreductase activity. The transcript is spliced from 2 exons. NCBI's taxonomy places the organism in Eukaryota, Metazoa, Arthropoda, Insecta, Coleoptera, Buprestidae. Bases 671 to 1252 code for a protein of 193 amino acids. The record is from RefSeq and is a predicted model, not a curated record.
UAUCCUCUAAACGUGAAAUAUUUAUUUUUUUUUGCUUACACCCCGAAUUCAUCCAAAUGUGAGUCAAAAAGUCUGAUGAAAUUUUACAAAACCGUUCGCCUUUAAAACGUUACAUCAAUCGAUUUCGCGCUCCAAAAAACGGUAAUAAAAAGGCACUCAAACCCACCACGUCCAUACAUAGUGGCCCGCAAUGGAAUGAAACGGAUUAACUUAAUCGCAUGUGGUUCUCAAAUUGUGUCAAAAUUCCCUGCUUUAUGUUAGCAAAUUGAAAUGUAGUUGCGAGCUUCCGAGGUGGUGCACAGAACUGCCUCGUGCGGCCCUGUUCAGUAACGUGCUCGGAUGAAGACCCAGAAAAUUCAUUUGGUCUACUGUCAACCUCCCAACGGUUCCACAGUUGAACACCGAGGAAUUAUAUUUACGCCUAUGUAAAAAAAAAACACUUGUGAAUCAUACGGCAAGUCAUGCUGCGUUACCUAUAUAUAGUAAUUUUGUCAUAUUUCCACAUUUUAUCAUUUAUAUAUCUAUAUCUAAUAUCUAUAUCAAUGCAAGGACUUUCGAAUUGUUCGAACACUUGAAACUCCCCCCUUCCCACCAUUUAAUUAUCGUUAACUGUUUUAAUAUGUCGUGUUGGUUACUCUCUUAACCAGUAACAUCGAACUCGUUAUCAAAAAUGGAACGUUGGGUAGGAAAAGUCGCCGUCGUGACCGGGGCCAGCUCUGGAAUAGGGGCUGCAAUCGCAGAAGCACUAGUCAAAGAGGGUCUAAUUGUGGCUGGGUUUGCUAGAAGAAAAGAAAAAGUAGAACAACUCGCGAAAAAGUUGAAGGACGCUAAGGGAAAGCUUCAUGCAGUCAAAGUUGAUAUAACGAAAGAGAAGAAAGUAGUCGACGCUUUUAAAUGCGUUAAGAAGAAUCUGGGACCAGUGCAUGUUCUUGUGAACAAUGCAGGGGUUGCAAGAGACACGUCGUUAAUUGACGGCGAUUCGCAGAAAUGGAAGGACAUACUUGAUACGAACCUGUUGGGAUUGUGUGUGGCCACAAGGGAAGCUAUUAAAGACAUGAAGGCAAACAAUGUGAAUGGUCAUAUUAUUCACAUUAAUAGCGUAGCCGGACAUAAAGUACCAUUUAUACCAUUCGUCAAUGUUUAUGCUGCGAGUAAACACGGCGUUACAGCUCUGAGUGAAACCCUCAGGCAUGAAUUUAUCCAAAAUCAAUUGAAAAUCAAAGUAACAGUAAGUUUCAAAGUUCUGUUAUGAUAUUAACCUCGGAUAUCUGUAAAUUUUGUCCAUAUGAUUUUUAUUACGUAAU